AUAUUAUUAUUAGUGUUAAUCAACUAAUAACUAAGUUAGUAGAAAAAAAUAACAACAACCAUGAAAUUAUUUUUGAUGAUUUUGGGCCUUGUCCUUUUCGUACAAGUGUUGGAUGCUAGAAGCGUUCCAAUUGACGAUGAAUUAUAUGACGGCAAUUCUGAGGACGUAUAUGUUCAUAAAUUUCAACCAGUUGAAGAAAAAGAGGACGACGAAAAUGAAAUAGACUCGGAUGAUGUCGAUAUAGUUGAUAAUGACACAGAGGUUGAAAACGAGGAUAACGAUACAGCAAACGAAGACGAAGACGAAGACGAAGACGAAGACGAAUAUGACGGAGACGAAGAAGAUUAUGAAGAAGAUAACGAUGACGAAGAAGAAGUAGAUGAAAAACCCAGUCAUGGACUUAGCGAUGUCCAAGUUAAAUCCAUUUGCAAAAAAUAUAGAAAUGGAGAAAUUAACGUCGAUAAACCCAAAACUAAAAAAUUCUUAAUGGAUUUAUGUAAAACAGAGGAAGAAGAUACGUGCCAAUACAGAUAUGGUAAAUGGUGUUUGGAUGGAUAUAUUAAAGGUAUUCGUAGAAUGGUCUCUAAAAUUCACGAACGUAUGGGACAAAACGGAGGACAAUCUGGUUUUAACUUUGGCAAAAGAGGUGGUUGUAAAAGAAAACAUGGUAAACACGGAAAGCACGGCAAACACAGAAAGCAUGGAAAACACGGAAGACAUGGAAAGCACGGAAAGCACGGAAAGCACGGAGAGCCCGAUCAACAAUAUAGACAAGGAAAAUAUCAAAGUAGAUGGAGACUUUCAAAUUCUAACGACUGGAACAGCCAUAAGAAAUGGUAUAUGUAGAACAUUUCUGAUCAUGGAAUAUAGCUGAACUUCUAACAAGGAAAACUUGAAUAGUGAUGAAAUUAUAUAAUAUUGAAAUAUUAGUAUAUCAGCAUAAAAUACACAUGUUUGUUUUGUGAAAUUUACUAUUCUUUUUAUUUCUAUUAUUAUUGUUAUUAUUAUUACAAUUCACAAAAGAAUAAAACUUCAAAUAUUCAAA
Dimorphilus gyrociliatus is the source of this 1045-nucleotide messenger RNA. The record is from the annotation of a GenBank genome assembly. NCBI's taxonomy places the organism in Eukaryota, Metazoa, Annelida, Polychaeta, Dinophilidae.